Phytophthora sojae is the source of this 993-nucleotide messenger RNA. RefSeq lists its product as hypothetical. Gene Ontology annotation, biological process: mitochondrial transmembrane transport; monoatomic ion transport. NCBI's taxonomy places the organism in Eukaryota, Oomycota, Peronosporomycetes, Peronosporales, Peronosporaceae. Gene Ontology annotation, molecular function: monoatomic ion transmembrane transporter activity. The record is from RefSeq and is a predicted model, not a curated record. Gene Ontology annotation, cellular component: mitochondrial inner membrane. The transcript has 10 exons. Bases 1 to 993 code for a protein of 330 amino acids.
AUGUCCACCGACCAAGUGCCUCCGUUCUCGCUCGACAAGCCGCGCUACGACACCUCGACGUACGUCGGUCGGUGGCGUAAGUUCUCCGAGCUCGUGUCCCCAAAGUGGCUCUUCCUGAGCUCGGAGGACAUUAAGCACGCGACGGAGACGCUGGACAGCUUCCGCAACGGAACGCUCCCGCCUGGCCAGUUCAAGGACGCUGAGCUCUGGGACCUCCGUCAAGCUUAUGAGGCCGCGGUGCACCCCCAGACCGGCGAGACCGUUCCGGCAGCAUUCCGCUUGUCGGCGUUCAUGCCGGUGAACAUUCCCAUUUGCGUCGGCAUGCUGCUGGCUGCCCCCACGCUGGGAAACACCAUCUUCUGGCAGUGGGUGAACCAGAGCUACAACGCUGGCUUUAACUACGCCAACCGCAAUGCCAGCAGUGAGCAGGACAACUCGACCAUCCUGAAGUCGUAUGCAACCGCGACGGCCGUUUCUUGCUCGAUGGCCGUCGGCCUCGGCAAGAUGGUUGAGAAGGCUAAGCGCAUUUCUCCCGGUACGCGUCUGUUCCUGGGAAAGAUGGUGCCUUUUGUUGCCGUCGCCGGUGCUGGUGCAUUCAACGCAGUGUCCAUGCGUUUCAACGAGUUCACGGAAGGCAUUGACAUCAUGGACGAGCACGGAGAUGUCCACGGACGCUCCGUUGCUGCGGGACGCCAGUCGCUCGGACAGGUGGCGCUGACGCGCGUUGCGUUGCCCAUGCCCACCCUGCUGCUUCCGCCGUACCUGUACGAGAUCAUGAAGAAGACCAACAUUAUGCCCAAGCAGAAAUACCCCAAGCUUGCUGCUGAGCUUGUUGUGCUGACGUUAUGCCUGUGGGGCGCCAUGCCCAGCGCUGUCGCACUGUUCCCGCAAAUGGGAAGUAUUUCGGCAGACAGCGUCGAGGAGGAGUUCCGAUCCCGUGUGGACCGCAACGGACAACCUAUCCGCCAGUUCAUUUACAACAAGGGUAUCUGA